Astyanax mexicanus (Mexican tetra) is the source of this 1871-nucleotide messenger RNA. RefSeq names its product autophagy related 4B, cysteine peptidase (gene atg4b). NCBI's taxonomy places the organism in Eukaryota, Metazoa, Chordata, Actinopteri, Characiformes, Acestrorhamphidae. Bases 91 to 1272 code for a protein of 393 amino acids. The record is from RefSeq and is a predicted model, not a curated record. The transcript is spliced from 13 exons. Gene Ontology annotation, molecular function: protein-phosphatidylethanolamide deconjugating activity.
UUACGUCGGCGCUGAAAGUGGUUUCCUAUUGGCUGGAGUGUGUGUCAGUUAGAGGGCCAGGCAAACAGGGUAGUGUGCAGCAGUGUCGGGAUGGAUGCAGCCACUCUGACGUACGACACACUGCGCUUUGGGGAGUUUGAGGAUUUCCCAGAGACGCCGGAGCCUGUCUGGAUCCUGGGGAAACAGUUCAAUGCACUAAAGGAGAAGGAUGAUAUCCUGUCAGACAUUACUUCACGCAUGUGGUUCACCUACAGAAAAAACUUCCAGCCAAUCGGAGGAACUGGACCUACAUCUGACACUGGCUGGGGCUGUAUGCUGCGGUGCGGGCAGAUGAUCCUUGCGGAAGCUUUGAUCCGCACACACCUGGGUCGAGACUGGAGAUGGGUAGCAGGCCAGAGACAGCGAGAGGAGUACAUCAGCAUCCUCAAUGCCUUUAUAGACAAGAAAGACAGCUACUAUUCCAUCCACCAGAUCGCUCAGAUGGGAGUCGGGGAAGGCAAGUCCAUAGGCCAGUGGUACGGCCCAAAUACGGUGGCACAGGUACUCAAGAAGUUGACAGUGUUUGACACAUGGAGUCGGCUGGCCAUUCACGUGGCUAUGGACAAUACUGUGGUCAUUGAGGAAAUCAAGAAGUUGUGUAUGCCGUGGUUGGAUUUUGAGAGGGGGGCGUGUGCGGAGCCGGGCGGACCCCCUGAGAUGAAUGGGUGUCUGGAAGGGGCGUGUGCACUGGCAGAGGAGGCUCUGUGGAAACCACUGGUUCUGCUCAUCCCCCUGCGACUGGGCCUCAGCGACAUCAACGAGGCCUACAUCGAGACCCUGAAGCAAUGUUUCAUGAUGCCUCAGUCUUUAGGAGUCAUUGGGGGGAAGCCCAACAGUGCACACUACUUCAUCGGCUUUGUCGGUGAGGAGUUGAUUUACCUGGACCCCCACACCACUCAGCCAUCUGUGGAGCCGUGUGAAAGCAGCCAUAUCCAGGACGACUCUUACCACUGCCAGCACCCUCCCUGCCGCAUGCAUAUCUGUGAGCUUGACCCCUCUAUAGCUGCUGGUUUCUUCUGCCAAACGGAGGACGACUUUGAUGACUGGUGUGCUCAUAUUCGAAAAUUAUCGAGCUGUAAAGGAGGUCUGCCCAUGUUUGAGCUGGUAGACAGUCAGCCGUCACAUCUACUCAACACUGAAGUACUUAACCUCACUCCAGAUUUCUCGGACUCGGACCGACUCGAGCGAUUCUUCGAUUCUGAAGAUGAAGAGUUUGAGAUCCUGUCUUUGUGAGGAAGAGGAGGAGCCUGAUUCUUUAACUGACAGCUCAGUGUUAGACUCCCCUCAGCGGAGGAACGGGGGUCCGAGAGGAGUAGUACCACUGACAUGAACCCUGCCUGGCAUUUUGUGGCAUAGGCACCUGCGUCACACAGCUUUUUGCUCUACAGCUAUACUGACUGCUCUCCGCCUCAUCCUGAGUAACCCUGAGGUCAGAGGUCACCGAGGUCGGGACGAGCUCAGUUUGUGCGUAUUCACAUUAACCUGUAUCCAUUUGAGUCUUAACACUUCGCUCUUUUCAGUGAUCUGGUGCCUUUUACCCUCCGACCCUCAUGCAGAUUCGCCAUAACUAAGCGUUCGGUGGUCAUCAGGAGCAUGGCUGAUCGGUUAUGAUUAUUUCGAGUGUGCUCUCGACCAAUACUGCUAAAAUCUGACGUCUGUAGCAACUUGUGAACGGAAGAUGAAUGGGAAGGUUACAGACCAAGUAGGUUAGCUUGUGUAAUACAGUCUGUUUAAAAUAUCUGUAUACAAGUUUAUUUUAAGAUUAUUUAUUUACCCAACUGUUCAUUUUAAGUAAGAUAAAACAUAAAUCAAUAAAAAAAAUUCUACAUGAA